Messenger RNA from Callithrix jacchus (white-tufted-ear marmoset), 7170 nucleotides. The record is from RefSeq and is a predicted model, not a curated record. NCBI's taxonomy places the organism in Eukaryota, Metazoa, Chordata, Mammalia, Primates, Cebidae.
UCUAAAAACUCUGAAGAAGCCUUUAUUUCACCUUAUUUGUGGAGGAUAUUUUUAUGGUACAGAAAUCUGGGUUCACAAAUUUGCUUUUAGCUCUAUAAGCAUGUUGCUCUACUGUCUUCUCACAUUGUUUCUGACAAGAAAUCUGUUAGAAUCCAUAUCUUUUUUCCUCUAUAUGUAGCAUAACUUUGUUUUCCCUCUGGCUAUUUUUAGAAUUUUUUAUUUCUUAGAAUUUUUAAAACAAUUUUACUAUUGAGCAAUGUGAUUAUGAUGUGUCUAGGUGUGGUUUUCUUCGUGUUUCACAUGUUUGUGUUUUGUCUAACAUUUUGGCCCUCUGGAUUUACAGUUUUCAUGAAACUAGAAAACUUUUCAGAUGUUAUUUCUUCAAAUAUUUUUUUCUGUUCCCCAUCUCUCUUCCUCUUUGAAAAUUCCAGUUCUAGUUAUAUUAAGCCUCUAAAGUCUCACAGCUCACUAAUGCUGUUUUCAUUUAAAAAAAAUUUUUUUUUGACCAGGUGUGGUGGCUCAUGCCUGUAAUCUUAGCACUUUGAGAAGACUGAGGUGGGUGGAUCAUGAGGUCAAGAGAUCGAGGCCAUCCUGGCUAACAUGGUGAAACCCCAUCUCUACUAAAAAUGCAAAAAAUUAGUUGGGCAUGGUGACACAUGCCUGUAGUCCCAGGUACUCGAGAGGCUGUGGCAGGAGAAUCACUUGAACCCAGGCGGAGGUUGCAGUGAGCCGAAAUUGCGCCACUGCAUUCCAACCUGGCAACAGAGUAAGACUCCAUCUCCAAAAAAAAAAAAAAAAAAAAAAAGUUUCUAUAGAUAUAUCUUCAAGUUCACUGAUCCUUCCUUCUGCAAGGUCUAAUCUUCUGUUAAUCCCAUACAAUGUUUUUGCCAUCUCAUACAUUGCAGAUUUUUAGGACCUCAAUUUUAGUAUUUUUAAAAUAUCUUCCAUGUAUGUCUCUGCCUAAUUUUUAAAAUAUAUGAAAUAUAUAUAAUAAUUGGAUAUUCUUGUUUGCUAUAACAUCUAUGUCAGUACAGGUUGCUUUUGAUUGAUUUUUUUUCAUUGAGGUCUUAUUUUUCCAUUUUUCUACAUGCCUAGUUAUUUCUGAAUGCCAGACAGUAUAAGUUUUUUCUUAUUGGGUGCUUGAUAUUUUUGUAUUCCUGUAAAUAUUUUUGAGCUGUUUUGUGACAUAGUUCAGUUAUUUGAAAACAGUUUGGACUGUUGGGUUUUACUUUUAAGAUUUGGGAUGUGGUAGUAGAGGUGUGCUCAGUCUAAAGACAUUAAUUUCGAACCACUAUCAAUGAACAAUGAACCAAUACCCUAUGAACCAGGAAGUUUUCCAGUCUGACUGGUGGGAACACACCACUUUCCAGAUCCUGUGAUAUACUGGAUGCUGCUGCCUCUAAUCCUUUCAGUUUUUGGUUUUGUUUUUGUUUUUGUUUUUUUCAUUAGCUUGGAUAGUUUUUUUUUUUUCAUUAACUUGGAUGUAAUGAAAAAUAAUCAGCUAAAUAUUUGCAGGGGGUCCUCGGCAGAUUUCUGGAAUUCUCCUCGUGUGCCUUCUCUCCUCAUGGCACCCUGUCUUGUGAACUUGAGCUCCUUUGGUCUCCUCAGAUUCUCAGUUCCACUUCUUCAACCAGGGAAUCUGCCAGGUUGUCUGGUCCUGCAUCACAGCCUGGAAACUCACUCCAGGCAGUAAGCUGGGGCAAUCCUAGGGUCACCUCAUUAAUAAACCUGUCUCCUAGGGAUCAGUGUUCUCCGUUGUUUGAUAAUCAGUAUCUCAAAAACUGUUUAUAUUCUGUUAGCUUUUUGGUUGUUUCAGGAGAGUAAAAUCAGUCUCUCUUAUUUCAAUUUGAUCAAAAGAAAAGGCCCUGUCCAAUAUGUUUUUAUGCAAGUACCUUUGUGCAUAUAUAUUCUAGAGUCAAGGUCUAUUGCUUGUAAGUAAGACCCUGUAUGAUACAUCCUCUUUGAAUCCAUCAAUCCCUCCAAAGGUCAGAAUCAGACUUUGAAUAUUUUCCUGUUUCAAAGGGUUCCAUUGUCUCCUUCUGAGCCGCCCAUUAAUAUCCUGUCACCUGGAGCAGGUGCCUCCGUCUGUCAGGUGAUUUGCAGAACAUGGAUAAAUGACUUUUGCUUUCUUCCCUCCCUCCAAGACUCCCUUCAGCUCACUAACUUUGCCUCAUCUUUUAGGUCUCUGCUUCAAUACCAGCCCUUCAGGAAACACCUUCCCUGACCCUUGGAUUGGAUUGGGACUCCCCUACUAAGCAUUCUCACAGCUUUCUGUGCCUACUUACAUUUUUAUUCCUUUCACUCUAUUGUAAUCACUUGUGCUUUAAAAUCUGCAUCUUUCUUUCAAUCAUGAGCUUCAGAAGGACAGGGACUCCUCUGUCCUGUUCUUUGCUUUAUCCUCUUUGUAGUGACAGGCCCGUGGCAAGUACUCAGUAAAUAUUUGUUGAAUAAGUGAAUAAACAAGCAAGCCGAAGAGUCAGUGAGUGUACUUUACUUACAAGAUGAUCAACCAGGGCCUUCUGGAUGAAUUGAUUGAUCAGGUGGCUCUUGGUUGAUGAUCUUUGAUUUAGUAAUUUUAAAAUGCAAAAGCACUAGCAACUUAAGUGGAGAGGAAGUUGUGAUUCCCACUGCAGGGAGAGGAGGGCAGUUUACUCACUGAGAGUGAUUUCCGGAGACCACCACCCACAGGGAAUAAGCCUUAUUUCUCCAGAAGGGAAAGCACAUAAUGUCCAAACAAGUCAGACCUGGAAGGAAGCUUCAGAAAUCAGUGAGUUCAACUCUUUCUUCUACAAAGACAGAACAGAAAGGAGACCUGCUGAGGUUAUGAGGUUGUUUGGUGGCAGAAUCUGGACUGGAAACUUAAUCUCCUGAUGAUUCCAUGGUUUUUCCACCCCUUAACUUCCAUAUAGCCCACCAUCCCCACACCAAUUUGAAAUAUAGCCUGGGGAAGUGGAGCCCCAUAGAUAAUUUCUGUCUAUAAUAAUUUCACUGAUUUGUUGGACUUACUUUUCUGCAAAAGGGAAAUACAAUAGCAAGCCAUAUCUUCCACCCAGAAGAGCAUUUUCUUUGUUUGUUUGUUUUUUGUUUUUUUGUUCUUUUUUGUUUUUUUUUUUGUUUUUUUUGAGACGGAGUUUCGCUCUUGUUACCCAGGCUGGAGUGCAAUGGCGCGAUCUCGGCUCACCGCAACCUCCGCCUCCUGGGUUCAGGUAAUUCUCCUGCCUCAGCCUCCUGAGUAGCUGGAAUUACAGGCACACGCCACCAUGCCCAGCUAAUUUUUUGUAUAUUUUUUAGUAGAGACGGGGUUUCACCAUGUUGACCAGGAUGGUCUCGAUCUCUUGACCUCGUGAUCCACCCACCUCGGCCUCCCAAAGUGCUGGGAUUAUAGGCUUGAGCCACCGCGCCCGGCCGAGCAUUUUCUAAUAAAUCCAUGCAUCUGGAACUCUGAAAAAAAUUACUUCUAGAUCUUUUGGGCAAGGUCAAGUGUGGAACUCUGAAAUAUCUCAAAUGUUACACAUUAUUAAUACUAGUGGUCACAAGCAAGUGUAUGUAUAAGUAUCUGCAGGUACCAGCUGAAGCCAACCUAUUUUUAAAGUAGCUGUGAGCUUUAUGAUAUAUAUCCUGAACACACUUCAAUUGCCGUGUGUAAAUCACUACCUGUAUCUGCAAAGAAAAUGUUUUAACCCAGCAUGCUGCCCCGAAACCAACAUCAUUUCCAGCUUUGAACUGAUCCUGGGAUUGCUUUUGCCAGCCAACUACUCUGCAGCUAAAGUGCUACUUUUCCCUUUAAUAAUAGCCUAAGCAACUAUUCCUUUUUAAUGCAAAGUCCUGGAACUUAACAAGCUGAUAACAAGAUAGUGACACAGCUUUUUAGAUCUUUCUGCCCCUGCAAUUUUUAGUGAGUGGGUUACCUAGAACAGCAGUCCAAUAAAGGUUGGACUAGAAUACCAGACAAGUAAAGGAUGAGCUCAUUUCCCCUCUAUGCUGUCAGUCUUUGAACGCAGUGCAACCUAUUGCAAGUCUUCCUGCUUGGGAGGGUCAUGUGGUGCCUCCCACACAUUGACUGUGAACUUGUUCCCAACGAAUGAGUCUGUGGGUUCAUUUGUUGGGAAUGUCAUCUAUUUGAGCAGAUAUCUGCCCAAAUAUUAUCUCAUCACCAGUAAAACCCCGAUCCUAAAGGUGCCACAUGACCAAGAGCUGUUCUGCUAUCAAGCGUGCACAAUCGACGACAGCGAAGGUUGAAGUAAGCAUAAUCUCCAUCCUUUCCAUGGAAGUCUCAUAGUGCUUCUGCUCAUUGUCAGGCAGUCAUAUUAGAGAAAGGUUUUCGUUUUCUUAGCAUGUUCAUUUUGGAGGGAAAUGCAAAGAACAGUGAAGGAGGAAAGGCACCCUUCCUCCCAGGCUUCAAUAGCAUCAACUCAGGGAAUCAAUGAGAUGACAGAUGUUGGAGACAGCUGCCUGAAUAUCCACUCAAUAGUCAGGCUUAAUGAACUAACACAGGAAGAGCAAUUAGAGAAUUCAUUAAUUAUGCUCUAAGUUCACUUUCAUUGUUAAUUCUAAUCCUUUAUUGGGCUAAUGACUUCAGCUUUUCUUAUAAUAAUUUGUGCCUAUCAGGGAAUGAUAACAUCUUCAAAUUUCCAUAAUUGUGUAAAAUGCAAACUAUAUGUGUAGCUCUAGUUCUAAAUUGGACCUAAAGUAGCUUCUAAGGGUACAUAAGAUACUUCAAGAUAACAUAAAUGAGGAGAAAAACAAAAGUAAGAACAUAACAUGGAGUAAAGAAUAAGGCUAAUAUAAAAAUACAAACUACAAAGUCUUAUAUACUUGCUUCAGGUUCUAUUUUAUAAGUAGGAAUAGCUCAGCUAGCUCAGCCAAUAUUUUCACCCAUUAACAAUGCACAGACAUUUGUUUGGUCCUACAAUUAAACAUGCACCGCAGUAGCUCCACUCUAACUCAAUAGUUUGCUAAUUGUUUGUCUUUGUUAUUCUUGCAUAACAUGCUAUCCUGUAUUCUUUAAGCAUCUAUCACACACACAAAAAAAGAAAUUCCUUCAGUGAAAACAACAUAAUGAAAAUGCACUUUUAUUCCCUUUAUGUACUCUGGCCAGCUUCUAAAAAAUCAUAAUGAGAUUUUGCACCACUCAACUCUAAGGUGGUCAGUCUUGCUUCUGAACCAAUAAAUAUGCACUCAUUUGCAUACUCUCUUUCCAUCCCUCUUGAGCUCACCAUAAUGACACAAGAGCCUCCUUGCUAGGCACAAAAACUGUUUCAAGAUGUCUCAAGCCGAGAAAGGGCCACCUGCAUUCAUUCUGGUUAAGACUUUUAGUUAUCCUACCACUCAAGUCUUCCCGAAAAAAGUUCAAAAGGUGUUCAUCUGAAUCAUUCAUGCUUUUGUUAUCCUUGACCUAAAGCAAUGUGGUAGUUUUUUUGUGUGUGGGGGCUGGUGGUGGGGCAUAGGUUGAAGAACUUUUAUUUUAAAAACAUGUAUAUGCUCCAAUAUUUCAAUAAUAUAUGGAUUUUUAUUAUACUCUAAAGCUGUCCUUGAUAUUACAUAUGAGCUAAGUUCUAACAUGAAGUAUUGUAAAAAGAAUGCAAUUAAUUUUAAAAAUCUAACAUUUUGAUCAAAAAGAAACCCAUAUAUGAAAAUAUAAUUUCACAUAAAUGUAAGAUUUUUAUAUUGUUCAUCUUGUAUUACAUAAAGUAGUAAAACAUACAGGUUAAUUUACUUCGAAGCUGGUGUAAAAUGCCUAACUAAACUAUAGAAAACAAUUACAGCAGCAUAAUUUUAUUUGCAUCUAUAAGUAUUAUUUUUGUGAUUUCAGAGCCAGAAAAUGCAUGACACAGGAGAAUAUGCACCCUCCUUUCAGUGAGAGAUGUGCAAAUCAACAUCAACACAGAGCUGCUGAAGAAAAAAGAAAGUGUGUCUAUGUCUCUGAAAAGCAGCUUAUUCACUGGAGAUAUGAAGAGUCAUCCACACAUCACAAUUCUAUAGACAUCAAAUGUAUGAGGCAUUUCAGAUCUGCUUUAAGGGUGAGGCAGACUUUCCAUCUGGACACAGCCAGCCAUCCCUGUAUCAUUACAAUGUAUUCAGCACUUCCCUGGAAGCUGAGAGGGUCAAAUUCAACUUCAGCUCUGCCACUUGCUGCUUAACUUUUUGUUUAACCUUGGGCAAGCUGCCAUCCCACAUGAGGCCAAAGGUGUCUGGUUUUUAAAAUAUGGAAGUUGGGUUCCAUGAGAUUAUCAAUAUACUGCUGGUGGGCCAAACUCCAUCUCCCACUUGCUUUUGUAAAUAAAGUUUUAUUGAAUCACAAACAUGCCCAUUAGUUUACUCUUGUCUAUGACUACAAGGGCAAAGGUGAAUAGUUGUUACAGAGACCAUCAGGCUCACAAAGCCAAUAUUAUUUACUAUCUGCCCAUUGACAGAAUAAGUUUGCCAGCCCUAGACUGGAUGAUUUUUUUUUUGAGUUCUUUCUAAUUCUAGAAUUCUUUAUAUAUUUUAUGAAACCCCUAAUGUUUAUAUAUUAAUUCUUUACUGAGUUCCUCCUAUGAAGCAUAUAUCAAGAUAUAUGUGUGGUACAUUAACUAAACUUUGUAACAGUAUCUUAAAUAGGAUUUCAAUGAUUAACAGCUCUUGGAAAUAUCCAAGGUAACAUUUUGGGGCAAAUGUCUUAUGAUUUGAUUAUCAUUGGUAAAUAGAGCAUAUCUUUUUUUCUAUUAAUGAUGUUUAAGAAGUUAAAAAAAAAAUCAAGAAAACCCCGUAUGGCACUGGAGACUUACUGCAUUAAGACAUCAUCUUAACAGAUUGUUUGGUUUUGGUAAUAUAAUUUGACAUCUAAACAUAAGCUGAGAGGGAUCUCCCUCCAAACCUCUGAUAAUAUGAUUCAUUGUCAAAUGUUUGUUUUGCCUAUCUGGCACUCAUUAAUUAAUUCUUUUUAAUAUAGCUUGGAUUUACUGAUUUUGAAAAAGAGAAUUAUUCUUAUUGAUGUUGCUAAAAUAUCCAGGUGGCUUGAAUUUCACCAACUAGAUAGUUUAAUCUAGCACAUUUGUGUAGCCCUAAUCAAAUCUUUACUAACAGAUGUGAGAAGCCCAGUACUGGAGCUAAUGUUUGUGUCUCAAUGAUAAUUAAAUUAGCUUAAUAAGGAAAAUAAAUGAACAAUAAUCACCAAAAUUUUUUCCUAAA